Tupaia belangeri chinensis (Chinese tree shrew) is the source of this 3879-nucleotide messenger RNA. RefSeq names its product solute carrier family 30 member 7 (gene SLC30A7). The coding region runs from base 173 to 1303 and encodes 376 amino acids. The transcript is spliced from 11 exons. Gene Ontology annotation, cellular component: cytoplasmic vesicle; membrane; Golgi apparatus. The record is from RefSeq and is a predicted model, not a curated record. Gene Ontology annotation, biological process: intracellular zinc ion homeostasis; zinc ion import into Golgi lumen. Lineage: Eukaryota; Metazoa; Chordata; Mammalia; Scandentia; Tupaiidae. Gene Ontology annotation, molecular function: zinc ion transmembrane transporter activity.
GGAAGUCAGCGAGUUCCCGGGUGUGUGUCUCGGUCUGUCUCUGUCCCGCGGCGGCGCGCGGCCCCGGAUAAGCGCUGGGGAUUCCCGUCUGAGGCGUCUCACUGUCACUGCCAUCACCCCACGGAGCCAUUUCUAGAGGGGAGUAGACCCGGCCCUUCGCCGGGCAGAGAAGAUGUUGCCCCUGUCCAUCAAGGACGAUGAAUACAAACCACCCAAGUUCAAUCUGUUCGGCAAGAUCUCGGGCUGGUUUAGGUCUAUCCUGUCGGACAAGACGUCGCGGAACCUGUUUUUCUUCCUGUGCCUGAACCUAUCUUUCGCUUUUGUGGAACUGCUGUACGGCAUCUGGAGCAACUGCUUAGGCUUGAUUUCCGACUCUUUUCACAUGUUUUUCGAUAGCACUGCCAUUUUAGCUGGAUUAGCAGCUUCUGUUAUUUCAAAAUGGAGAGAUAAUGAUGCAUUCUCUUACGGGUAUGUUAGAGCGGAAGUUCUGGCUGGCUUUGUCAAUGGCCUGUUUUUGAUCUUCACUGCUUUUUUUAUUUUCUCAGAAGGAGUUGAGAGAGCAUUAGCACCUCCAGAUGUACACCACGAGAGACUGCUACUUGUUUCAAUUCUUGGGUUUGUGGUAAACCUGAUAGGAAUAUUUGUUUUCAAGCAUGGAGGUCAUGGACAUUCUCAUGGCUCUGGCCAUGGACAUAGUCAUUCCCUCUUUAACGGUGCUCUAGAUUUGGCACACGGCCAUGGAGAUCAUUGCCAUGGUCAUGAUGUGAAACAUGGUACUUCACACGGCCACGAUCAUGGUCAUGGACAUGGACACUUUCAUUCUCAUGAUGGUCCCUCCUUAAAAGAAACAACUGGACCCAGCAGACAGAUUUUACAAGGUGUAUUUUUGCACAUUCUAGCAGAUACACUUGGGAGUGUUGGUGUAAUUGCCUCUGCCAUCAUGAUGCAGAAUUUUGGUCUUAUGAUAGCAGAUCCUAUCUGUUCAAUACUUAUAGCCAUGCUUAUAGUUAUAAGUGUUAUUCCUCUUCUAAGAGAGUCUGUUGGAAUAUUAAUGCAAAGAACUCCUCCUCUGUUGGAAAAUACUCUUCCUCAGUGCUAUCAGAGGGUACAGCAGUUACAAGGAGUUUACAGUUUACAAGAACAGCACUUCUGGACCUUAUGUUCUGACGUCUAUGUUGGGACCUUGAAAUUAGUAGUGGCACCUGAUGCUGAUGCCAGGUGGAUUUUAAGCCAAACACACAAUAUUUUUACUCAGGCUGGAGUGAGACAGCUUUAUGUACAGAUUGACUUUGCGGCCAUGUAGUAAAUGAAAAUUAUGCUUUUGUGGACCAAACUUUUCUGGUACUGUACAAUCCAAAACAUUGUACCCAGCAUUUUAAAACAGAAAAAUCAUCACUACAACUCCCCAGCACCAAAUAGACCAGGUGGAGUCAGCUGUGUGCUCUGUGGGGAGUUCAGAGCUAAGAGAUCAGAAUUAAGAGGAUGUUUCCUGGACUUUUGGUCUUGUCUUUUAUGUUCUUUCCUCCACACCAUUUUGAUUUCUGAGGUUUCUGAUUUUGUUCCAGGGUGUUGGUUUGUCUUUUUUUUUUCAUACAGAAUGCCCUCACCUCUAUUACCUCUAUCUUAGCCAGUAGGAAAUGCAGAUUGUGGGCCUCCAGUCAUCUGGAAUGUCUUCACUGAAGCUCCUGGAAACCACUGCUUUCAUUCCCACAAAACCAGUGUUAUAAAAAAAGAACAAAACAAAAAACAAACAAACAAACAAACAAAAAACAAAGAAAGAAAUGGAAAUCUGUUUUAUAUGUAACGUCAUAAUUAUUGACGUUCUCCAGAAUAUAAUCAUAUGUUUGUAUAAUUGUUUGUACCUCGCAAACUUACAAAGCAAACCAUAUUGGAUUUUCAAAGUGCCUUUGUAUCAGAAAAUGUAUUUGCCAGCAUAGAAACGUACCAUCAAAGGUCAUGUAAAUGUUUUCUGUUUUUUUAAAUGGAUAUUCUGUAAUCUGCACAAAAUAAGAUUCUUGCUAGUAAUGUAUACAAAUUGUCUUUUUGUGUACUUUCAGCAUAAGUUUAUAUAUAUGUAUGUGUGUAUGUAAAUAUAUAUAUACACACACACACACACAUACACAUAGGAGAAAAUUCUUUUAUCCCAUCAAAAAAUAAAAGGUGUUAUUUUACUUUUUAAAACAAAUUCAAGUAUAACAAUUACUUCCUCUAUGGACUGUGCUUUUAAAAUUUUGCAAGUUUAUCUAUUAUUCCAAAAAUUGUUUUGAUUUAAAACAUCUGCCAAAGUCCAAAUUUCCAUAAAUGUUUCUGUGUCUAUGAUAAACUUUCCUGUUUCUCUCUUUGCUGUUUUUACAGAUUUUAUUAAUGAAAGGAAAAGGCAAUGUAGCCUGAAAGUAGAAAUGGUUGUGAUAGUGUUAUUUUGCUUUUUCAUUCUUCAAAUGCCAAGUCAUACUGUUUGUUUUCCUGUUUACACUUUGCACAAACAGUUGUUUUCAGAAAUCCUAAAACAGCAUUUUAUUCAGUUUACACUAUUGAAGUUAUGGAGCAAAUGUGAUAUACACCUCUUCCUAACACAGGUACCUUAGAAGUAAAUAAUAAAUUAGUUUACUUUCUAGGUUCUUGCGUAUUUGAAAAAUAAAAUUUCAAUUUGAGAUGCCAAAUGCUUGAAUACUCAAGUAUUCUGAUUUAUGAAGACAUAGUGAUUGGGAUAAACAUUUUCCCAUUGUACUUAAUUUUAUCACAAUGUAUAUUCAUUCCCUUUUAACUUUAAAAAAAAAUGUAAAUUGGUAGGAAAGAAACUUGCAGCAUACAAAUAAUCAUUGAGAAUGUAGAUCGACAAUAAAGAACUUUUGCCAGGCACUGUGGCAGGUGCUCGUAAUCCCAGCUACUCAGGAUGCUGAAGCAGGAGGAUCAGGAGUUGCCAAAGCUAGCUGGGCAACAUGAACACAGUGAGACCCUAUCUCUGUAAAACAGAAUGGUAAGAAAUAGAAGCACUUUUUCAGUGAAGUUGCAGAAAUCCCUUGAUUUUGUCAGUGUUUCAGAGUGUCUCCCCCUACCCGCCUCUUUUGGGAAUUUUAUUGGGUUAUCAGGAAAAAGUCAUGCAUCAUGACUUUCCUGACAGCCUAAUAAUUUAUGAACUAUUCUGUAUUGGGAAAACUAGACCACUUCAUGCUUUUCUAAACUGUUGCAGAUUGCCAUGAACUAUCAAUAGUAUCCUUUUGCAGAUAAAGAUUGUUAAAACAUGUUUGCUUAUUGCCAGGCAGUGGAAUGUUUAACUAAAACAAUUUUUGAGGUCUUCUAGGAGGGAAGGUACGAAAGGAAAUGUCCAGAUAACGAUAUAUUUGUGGUUGUUGUUAAAGGCGUCAUUUGGAAGUUUGCAAUUACUGCCAAAUCUGAUAAAACUCUGAGUGUGUGGGUUUGGGCAUAUUAUAGAAAAUGACAGUUCUGGAUGACAGCAGACUUUGGAUAUAUGCCUUUAAAAACUAUGUGCAACUGUACUGACACUUCACGUACGGAGAUAAUUGCACUGCUCUAUAAACUUGAAUUAGCAUGUUUUGAAGAUCCAAUUCUGCCUUUUCUGCCUUUUACUGAGCCCUCUAUGUGAAGUUUUCGUCAGAUUCAACCAUCUUAUUUAACUGUUUUCUCAAUACAUAAAUGUAGAAACAUGUUUUCUUUUUUUUUUCUUUGAGAAGGCAUAGUGCAUAUAGAACGUUGACUGAUGCAAAACUCUGAUUUGGCACUUGUAAGAGAUUGCCAUCUCUUAUUUUUUAGUAGGUUGGCAUUAACUUAUUAUUUUUUUUGAAGAGGUUUUUGCCUUGGGGCAUGUGCGCUCACCGGAGAGAGACAGAGACAGUGACAGUGACAGGAAAAGUGAGAAAU